AUGAGCAAACGGCUAUAUACCCUCGAUGGGGGAAAAAUAAGCGAAUUUGAAAGAUUGGGGUUACCCCAUUUUGAUUUUUUAUCAUGCAAAUAUAAUGAUGAAGAUAAAAAAAAAGCAAUAAAAAAUUUGAAAAACAUACAUUUAAGCUAUUUAUUAAGUGGGUCAAAUAUAAUAACUACAAAUACAUAUCAAGUUAAUUUACAUAGUUUGAAAGAAAAUAAUAUAAGUAUAGAAAAAGGAGAAGAAAUUAUAAAUAGAUAUAUAGAUAUAGCAUAUGAAAGUUGUGAAAAAUAUAAACAAAUAAAAAAAAGGAAUACAUGUUUAUAUUAUGAUAUAGAAACAUAUAAAUCUCCAUAUGAAUAUGUUGAACAGUUUCAAAAUAUUAGACAAAAUUUAAAUGUUUGUAAUUCUAAUGAUAAAAUUAAUGUACAAGAAUAUUUUAGCUAUUUGGAUUUACAAAAUGAUAUAUUUGGAAAUAAAAUUAAAAUGAAAAAAUCGUCAGAAAAUUUUAUUGCAUUUUCAAACGGUUCAUAUAAUUCAUCAUUUCGUAAUUUUACUGAAUAUUCUGGGGUUUUUCAAAAAGGUAAUAUAUCAAAAGAUGUGGAAAAAAAAGAAAAUGGAAAAAACAAAAUUAAUAAAUUGUAUAACAAUAAAUUAAAUAAAGAAUUUGAUAUCAAAUUAAAUUUAAUUCAUUUAAAAAAAAAGUUUAAAGAUGGUAGAAGUUCUAUUGAAAUGGUUCCUAAAUGUAAGAAGAUAUAUGAAAAUAACGAUUUAAAAUAUGAUUUUUUUCCAACACAAAAAUUAUUUAAUUAUGGAAUCGAAUAUUAUAUAGAUGUAACAGAUGAAGAAAUAUUAGCUAAUUGUAAAUUUAAAUUAGAAUCAUUUUGCAGAAAUAAAAAUAAAUUAAAUUUUUUUUCAUUAUUAACAUGUACAAAUAUAAGAGAAGUUUUCACUUUUUAUAAUACCAUAAAAUAUUAUGCAACAAGUUUUAAUAAUAACAUAAUUAUAAAUUUUUUUUGUAAUAAUUCCAAAAAUAUUGGAACCUCAUGUUAUUCUUUUUUUGAUAUAGUAUCUUUAUUAUUAUAUUUAGAUUCAUAUAAUAAAUAUAUUUAUGCUAUUGGGUUAAAUUGUGUUAAUAUUAAUUAUGCUUAUAAUUUGUUUUUACCAUUUAAAAAAUAUACAUCUACCUACAAUAAUAUAAAUGUUGAAUUAUAUAAAAGUGAAAAUCAUCAAGUUAAUUCAUUUAUUAAAAAUAUAUUAAAUGAUAUCAAAAAAAAUAGAUAUAUUUAUGAUGUUAAUUUCUUUUGUUCCCCAAAUAAAACCCUAGAAAAAGUUUCAUUUAGUGAUAAUACUGUAAAUUUCCAAACACAUUCUAGAAACAAACAAAUUCAUGUUUAUAAUAAUAUUGAAAAAUGGAUCAACGUAGGAAUAAAUGGUUUUGGUGGAUGUUGUUAUUAUACUCCUUAUGACAUUUCAUUGAUAAAUUAUAAAUUGUCCAAAAUGGCCACUUCACCUGUUAUUUGA
Molecule: messenger RNA, 1524 nt
Organism: Plasmodium yoelii
Lineage: Eukaryota; Apicomplexa; Aconoidasida; Haemosporida; Plasmodiidae
Product: homocysteine S-methyltransferase, putative
Exons: 1
Coding region: 1-1524 (507 amino acids)
Biological process (GO): S-methylmethionine cycle
Molecular function (GO): S-adenosylmethionine-homocysteine S-methyltransferase activity
Source: RefSeq, a predicted model, not a curated record